Molecule: messenger RNA, 602 nt
Organism: Erigeron canadensis
Lineage: Eukaryota; Viridiplantae; Streptophyta; Magnoliopsida; Asterales; Asteraceae
Product: NADH dehydrogenase [ubiquinone] 1 alpha subcomplex subunit 6
Exons: 2
Coding region: 39-434 (131 amino acids)
Biological process (GO): response to oxidative stress
Source: RefSeq, a predicted model, not a curated record
CUCACAAUUUAAGAUAUAACAAAAAGAAAAGGAGGAAGAUGGCGUUUGCAAUGAGAGUGAAAGUAGCCCCAAAUUCAGCGAAUCUACAAGAAGCAAGAAGUAAAACAUUCGAUUUCUUCAAAGCAGCAUGCCGAUCUAUUCCUGCUAUCAUGGAAAUUUACAACCUAUACGACGUCGCUAACCCUUCUCAGCUUCGUUCCACUAUUGCUGCUGAAAUCCGCAAGAACGCCCAUAUCACCAACCCUAAGGUUAUCGAUAUGCUGCUGUUCAAGGGAAUGGAAGAGUUGAGUAACAUUACAGAGCAUGCGAAGCAACGACAUCAUAUUAUUGGGCAGUAUGUGGUGGGUAAUCAUGGGCUUGUUCAAGAUGUGGCCACCAAGGAUGAGAACUUAUCCAACUUUCUCAAACAUUUCUAUAAAAGCAACUACUUCUAAACGCUUUCCAUCUUACCUCUAGUGGCUGCAUUAUGUCUUCUAUUGUAUGUCGCAUUCUCAAAUAAAUAUGUUAUCUGACAUAAUGGAUUACUGUUUCUUUUUGUUUUCCUACCAGAAUAACAUCCCUUUGUUGAUUACAGUUGAACAUUAAAACAAGGCUUUUUUGUU